Messenger RNA from Phycodurus eques (leafy seadragon), 4723 nucleotides. RefSeq names its product orofacial cleft 1 candidate 1 (gene ofcc1). Gene Ontology annotation, cellular component: perinuclear region of cytoplasm. The transcript is spliced from 6 exons. The record is from RefSeq and is a predicted model, not a curated record. Bases 4 to 897 code for a protein of 297 amino acids. NCBI's taxonomy places the organism in Eukaryota, Metazoa, Chordata, Actinopteri, Syngnathiformes, Syngnathidae.
GCCAUGGUGGUGGUGGGUCCCCUGACCUUGAACGCAGUAACGUUCCUGCUGGUUCUGAUCAGAUGGGGCUGUCAACAGAUAUUUGGCUCACUCCCUUCCUUCACGUCAAAGUUUAUCAUGGCUCAGGGAGUGUGGACAGUCCUGCACCCUCUGGCAGUCCUUGCAGUGGAUGCUGUCCUUGGGCGUCUAUCCUACAACCCAGACAGACCAGUGGGGGAUGCUGCCAAGCUUUUCUGGCACUUCCACAGAGUCGACCAAUCGGGCGCAGCCGGGGUGGCCAUCACUGUCUUCCUUUACGCAGUCGUCUCUCUUCUGUCCAUUACCAUCCUCUGCAUUUACCUGCUCAGAUUUCACAACAAUGGCCGCAUGCUGGACAUCUUCCAAAGGCUCACAGCCAAGGAGGGGACUUACUUCCUACCUCAAGACUUGGAGCUGUCCAAUCAGGAGCUUAGCUACAUCAUCAAGAAGGCAGAGCAAUGGAGGGGCUUUAACGGCGAGAGGCGCAAGGUGGCAGUCUAUGACUAUAUCUGGACAGCAGAGGACCCAUUGGCUGGUUCUGCAACCCCCGUAGAUGACCCACAUAGGAAGCCCUCUCCCCUACCACAGGGAGAGACCAGCACCCACGUGGCCAUCUACACGCUCUACGUAAGCGGGCUCAAGCAAAGAUACAGACAUUUCCUCCGACAACCAGAUGGGGCCAUCAUUGAGGUGAUUGGUGACCUGGAAGGCUUAGACAAUACAACCCGGAUGACACCCUUUGCAGGCCAGCGAUCAGGACCUCAGAGGAUGGCUCAGGACACCUCAGACGUCACCCACCAGCUACGGAAAAGACAUAAGCUUUUUGGACGGUGCCCUCGUGUUGAGCCAGAAGGAGGAAGCAGGUAUGACUCCAGUUAAGCACAAGACCCCAACCAAUAAGAAUAAAGCAAGGGGCGAAAAGGUUUGAACACUAAACUACUGUCAUAUAACAACUGUCACUUUGACUCAGGGUGCGAGGUAUAUGUUGAGCUUUGUCAGUAUUUAUCAAUUUAUCCAUCCAUCCUUCUUCUAUAGUGUUUUUCCUCGUAAGGGUCAUGGGAGAGAUGGAGCUUAUGAGAGCUGUCAUUGGGCAAACAUUGAUACAACCUAACAACUAUAGACUAUUUACAGUCUUCAAUGUUUUAUGUGACGGCACGGUGGCCGACUGGUUAGAGCGUCAGCCUCACAGUUCUGAGGACCCGGGUUCAAUCCCCGGCCCCGCCUGUGUGGAGUUUGCAUGUUCUCCCCGUGCCUGCGUGGGUUUUCUCCGGGCACUCCGGUUUCCUCCCACAUCCCAAAAACAUGCAUGAAUUGGAGACUCUAAAUUGCCUGUAGGCAUGACUGUGAGUGUGAAUGGUUGUUUGUUCCUAUGUGCCCUGCGAUUGGCUGGCAACCAGUUCAGGGUGUACCCCGCCUCCUGCCCGAUGACAGCUGGGAUUGGCUCCAGCACGCCCGCGACCCUAGUGAGGAGAAGCGGCUCAGAAAAUGAAUGAAUGUUUUAUGUUUUUGGCAUGUUGGAGGAGGCUGGACGACCCGCAGAAAACCGACACAAACAAAGAGAACAUGCAGACUCCGCACAAGAGCCGAGCUGUUUACCCAGAACCUCUCAACUGCGUGGCAGAUAUGCUAACCAUUACUCCACCGUAACGCCUAUAUAAGACUGUCACCAUAAAAAUAUAACGGGAUGGCACCUCCCACCACAUAACCUUAAUUUUACUGCAAAUUAAGGAGAACAAGAAUUUUCUCAUAAUCCUGGAAUUCAUAAAAAAAAUACUAUUAGUAAAUAUUAGAGCUACGAACGAGUGGUUCAUAAGUCGAGUCAAUUUUUGCAUUAAAAAAAACAACAAACGCUGAAUCAGAAUUUUCGCAUUUGAUUCAGAUGAGUCAAUGUACUUUUCUUAUUCUGAGAAGCGCUGCAAUGCUUCCGGAAUGAAAUUAGGUCUAUUAAUUUACUGUUUUAAAAUGGAACUCAGGUGAACGCUCCCAUUGAUUCCAGCGUAACUCGAACUUUCAGCUUGUUUGGAAGCAAUGUUUUGACACUUGAAUGAAUGAAAUGUUGAAUCAACAGAUACUUCGAGAUAGCAAUGAUAAUUAUACGUUAAAGCCAGAAAUUCAAUCCAAUUACAAGUAGAAGAUGCAAAUUGGAUGAAAACUUGUUAAUGCAACUAGGCAGUAACUAAUGUAAAAGUUACUGAUCUCAAAUUAAGUGAUAAAACAUCACUUUUCGGCUUCCCAAGCGGGAUAAUAUUCCAGCCAUCUUGAUUUGUAUUGAAUACGUGUCUGCUAGUCGGUGCUUAGUGUAAUGAAGUGGCUCACAAAUCAGGCCAUAAUGGCCGGCUACUUACACAUAUUGCUUAAUUAAAGGCUGGGAGCUUAUUAGCAUGUGUCCCAGCCGUGGUGCACCGGGAUGAUAGGGAUCAGGGGCAGAUGUCGUAGAGGGCCAGCCUUUAAAGAUUUUAUAGAUUGCUAAUCCGCCGUGCUAAACUAAAGUAAUUGACUUCCACAGGCGAACAGGUUAAUUGGAAACAGGUGAGUGUCAUGAUUGAGUAAAAAAAAAAAAAAAAGGAUCAUCCCCGAAAAGACUCAGUUAGUUGUUCACAAGCAAGGAUUGGGAGAGGUUCGCCACUUUGUGAGCAACUGCGUGAUCAAAUGGGUAACUUGCACAUCUGUGAAGACACCAUUAAUGCUAAAAGGUACAUAUAGAUUUUGGAGCAACAUAUGCUGCCAUCCAAGCAACGUCUUUUUCAUGGACAUCCCUGCUUAUUUCAGUAAGACAAUGGCAAGCCACAUUCCGCACGUGCUACAACAGAGUGGCUUCGUUGUAAAAGAGUGUGAGAACUAGAUUGGCCUGCCAGCAGUCCAGACCUGUCUCUGUGACAAUGUGUGGUGCAUCAUGAAGCACAAAAUACGACCAUGGAGAUUCCGGACUGUUGAGCAACUGAUGUUGUACAUAAAAAAGAAUUAUACCUGCAAAGCUUCAGCAAUUAGUGUCCUCAGUUACCAAACACUUACUGGGUGGUGUUAAAAGGAAAGGUGAUGUAACAUGCCCCUCUCCCAUCUUUUUUGUUAUGUGUUGCAGGCAUCAAAUUCAAAAUGAGUGAAUAAUUGCAACAACAAAAAAACAAUAAAGUUUAUCAGUUUGAACUUUUAAAUAUCUCGUCUUUGUAGUGUAUUCAAUUGAAUAUAGGUUGAAAAGGAUUUGGAAAUCAUUGUGUUUUCUCCGGGCACUCCGGUUUCCUCCCACAUCCCAAAAACAUGUGUGGUAGGUUGAUUGAAGACUCUAAAUUGCCCGUAGGUGUGAAUGUGAGUGCAAAUGGUUGUUUGUUUAUAUGUGCCCUGCGAUUGGCUGGCAACCAGUUGAUGGUUCCCGCCCGAAGAUAGCUGGGAAAGGCUCCAGCAGCCCGCGACCCCAAUGAGGAGAAGGGGUAAAAGAAAAUGGAUGGAUGAAUGUGUUUUGCUUUGAUUUACAUUUUAUACAAUGUCCCAACUUCACUGAAAUUGGUGUUUGUAUUAUUGCACUCCAACCAACUCAUGGUGAUUCCUUUCCUGGUUUUAAUGGCGCCCAAUAGUGGAUCUAUUUCACAAGACAUCGAACAUCAGUCAAAGACAAACGUGCAGUUUGUUUAAUAUGGGUUAGCUCAUAUUUAUUUAGACAAAAGCCAAAAAUAAAAAUAAAAAGAUUAAUGUUUGUGUUCAACAGUAAAUGGUGAACAAAAAUGAAAUCCAAAAAGUUGCAGUUUGUAUUUAUUCAUUUGUGUAUUUUUAAAAUUAGACAUAUUGUUGUGCUAGAUAGAAUGACCAUGUUGUAUGUCUUAUAUGUCUAUCUGCUUUGACACAAGCCAGAGCUAAAAAACCCAGACCCCCCCGGCCCAAUUCAAGCACUCACAUUACCAACAUUAAGCAGAGAUACGGCCUCUCACAGAAUAGAUGGCAAGAUUCUCUUGCUCGUCGCCAUGUGGCCUAUACCUUCGUCACUCCUCACAUAUCAUUUGUCAUAGCGAUUUAGGUUUUUUUCGCAUUGACACUGCCAGCAUCGCCCUGUUCUCUGCCUCACUGUACUGUUUGUUACUGUUCGGAUCGAGCUAUAUUUUAUGUAUGUCCAUGAUUAAAAAGAUGCCCUAGCAUGGCAUCCAUUACUUCGACAAGACAGGAGAUGGGUGUAAAAACUUCAACAGAUGAGAAAGUCUCAUUUACUUUGAGUAAGUUCAAUGUGAUGACAAGGGACCUUUCUGACAACUCUAUCAUUUUAUUAUAUUGUUAUAAUAUUGCUGUAUUCUUUUUUUAUUGCGUGUAUUAUAUACAUUUUAGUUUAUUAAAUAGUAGCUGUGGUGGCGCCGUGACCGACUGGUUAGCACGUCUGCCUCCCAGUUCUGAGGACCGGGGUUGAAAUCCCAGCCUCGCCUGUGUGGAGUUUGCAUGUUCUCCCCGUGCCUGCGUGGCUUUUCUCCGGGCACUUGGGUUUCCUCCCACAUCCCAAAAACAUGCGGGGUAGGUUAAUUUAAGGCUCUAAAUUGCCUGUCGGUGUGUAGCUCGCCUCUCGCCCGGCGAUAGCUGGGAUAGGCUCCAGCACGCCCCCGACCCUUGUGAGGAGAAGCGGUAAAGAAAACGGAUGGAAAUAGUAGAUGUGUCUCAUAUUGUAUUUUUUUCUCAUUAAAACGUGGAUUAGAACAUGGAUGUAGUGGUGGAAUUCACAAUGUACUGUAAG